This is a messenger RNA of Rotaria sp. Silwood1, 732 nucleotides long. The record is from the annotation of a GenBank genome assembly. NCBI's taxonomy places the organism in Eukaryota, Metazoa, Rotifera, Eurotatoria, Philodinida, Philodinidae.
AUGAAUACUACGAAUGAUGAUUUUUCUUCUCCGAUAACAACAAUUAUUAUUCAACCACAAAUAUCACAAAUCAAUUUUAAACGAAAUAAACUUAUUUUUCGCCUUGGUUGGAUAUCAUUUAUACUUGGAUUUUGUGCUUAUGUUAUACAUUAUAUAUCAAUAGAUCGUUUAGCAAAUUUUUCACCAAUCAAUGGUGGAAUUAUCUCAGGUUUUCUUCUCAUAAUUGCUGGUUUAGCAUCUGUUGCUGCUGGCUAUAAAGAAAACUCAUAUCGAUGUUUUAUACAUGCUCAAAUUUGGUCAUUUAUUGCUAAUAUUAUAUUAGCACCAGGUCUUAUUGCAGUUUCAAUUACUGCAUUAAUUAUUGAUAGUCAAGAUAUACAUUCAAUAUGUCAAUCAACUGUAUCAUUACCACCAGGAAUAACUUUUGUAAAUAAGCUAGAAGUUUAUCCAUUGAAUGUUCCAUGUAUAGAAGUAACAAAUUUAUUUAAUUUAACUCAGAUACUCAAUACGAUCGAAUUAAUUAUUGGUGUUUUAUGUUUUUUCGUUCAUAUUAUUCUUAUAUCUAUACAACAAAAAAUAAUCAAACAAAUGAAAAUUGAACGAAAUCAUCGUAUUAAUAAAAUUAUUGUUGAUACUGAACCAACUAUCACUAAUACGAAUCAUACAACAUGUGAUGCUGAUACUCCACCAAAAUAUGAAGAUCUUCCUUCAAGACAAUUCAUAUCUGAAUGA